CCAACACCCGGAGGAGCGGCUUUGCCUCAGCCGGCCGCCGGGACUCAGAAGCGGUCGCAGGACUUGCCGCUCACGGUCGCCCUUUUGCUAGAGGUCUCGGGGCCCUGGAAAUCCGCCAUGAGCGGCGCCGCUGAAGAGCAAGAGUCCUCCGUCGCCUUGAGACGCGCCUCAUUACCUUCAAGCGGCGACUGGGCGGCACAGGAGGAAGAGCGCAACGGACAGCCCCUGAGGAGGGCUGAGGGGGAGGCGGCGGCGGCGGAAGCAGCGGCAGCAGAAGACAGCGAGACGCGGCAGUUCGCCCUGUGCCUGGUCCUUGAGGCGGGGGCGGAGGUGCAGGAAGUAGAAGAGAGCAUAGAAGGGAUGUUAACAAAACUGGAUGAGUUCUGUGGCAUGACUGAUAUGAUCAGAAGUGACACAUCCCAGUUCCUGGAUGAGACAAUUCCACUAAUUAAAGCCAAGAUGAUAGAAAUGAACAAUAUCUAUUUGAAGGUGGAUAAACUAGAGGCAUUUGUUAAAAUGGUUGGACAGCAUGUUUCUUUCCUGGAAGAACAAGUGCUCCAAGCAGAGAAGGCUCGUGCUGUCAUCCCCUACACCGUCCAAAAGCUAUUUGGAUCUGCUGCUAUCCCCUUAUUUAACAAAAAAUGCACCUCGUCUCCACAGCACACUUACAGCCUGCCAGAGCUCUACAGAACUGAAGACUAUUUUCCUAUCAAGUACAUAGGUAGCAAAUAUCAAAACCAUUAGUUCUGCAUUAAAUUUAUUGAUAGCAUUUUAGCCAAAUCAGUCUAAAGAUAUUUAUAGUGAUAUACAAAGUAAAAGAAUGGAAGAAUGGCAGAAUUUCGACCAUAUACACUGACCGAAUCAUUGUCUCAAGCUAGGAGGGAAAACUUAAAUUUAGUAUGCUAGCCUAUCAAAAAACACAGAACAUUCCAAUGAAAAGUCCUAGUUUUGAACCACUGAAGGUCUCCUACAUUCAGACUUCAUGCCUAUGACAUGUUGUCAUGCUUGUCUGUUUGCUCUGUCCUCCGCUGACUUGAUUUUAGUGUUCAGUCUAACUCAAAUUUAUAUUUAGCGUUAUGUCCAAGGAACCUGAAUGACUUGGUAUGCAUUUUUUUCCACAAAUGGGAAACAGAAUCCUGGUUUGUGAGGAAGAAGCAAAGUACAGAUUAUGCACUCUUUCCUUUUACAUGGUUACUGAGUUACUGGUCUCCAGUUCCUGUUUUAAACUGAACAUGUGUUGGAUGUCAUGUUUGCUAGCUAUUUCUUGGCUUUUUGUUUCUGUUUGACACUUGAGACAUGUUUGCACAUCAGGAGAUGGCAUAUUUGAGAUGACAAGGUUUGAUGAACCUUACUUUAAGUAGUUUUCUGAUUGCACUGAACAAGCUAUGUUCUCACUUUAGAUACAACUGCUAAAACUAUCGUUUAUACAAAGGAUGCUUCAGUUGUUUUUGGAUGUUUGCAAUGCAAAAUUCCAUUCUGAAAGCAGCUCUCACAAGUGCUGCACAGACAACCCAUCCACACACUGACUGAAUAUGCAAGUGUGCAUAAGCACACUGGCCCGAGUUGUCUGUGCUGUGUAAAUGCACAGACUAGGUGUCCACAGGUAUAUUCUGUCUCCAUGAUCAGCAGUGUUUUGUAAAGCAGCUUCACUGAUCACAAGGAGGAAGUGUAUGCAAAGACAUAUCCUCUGUUCCUUCAUGUUUGUAUUGCACAGUCAUCUGAGGGGGGUGCGUGCUUGUGUCUACUGUCCCUCUCAGCAUAGUAAGUCAACAUGGGUUGUCUACAUAGGACUGAAGUGACAUUAUAUUUAAAUUCAAAUGUAAACAGAGUCCAUUUUUUCCACCCAUGUCACAGGCAUUCAAAGUUCCUAUAUAAUGUAGCUUGAAUGGCACAAAUAAAAUUCUGGAAAGUG
Messenger RNA from Heteronotia binoei (common prickly gecko), 1912 nucleotides. RefSeq names its product breast carcinoma amplified sequence 4 (gene BCAS4). Gene Ontology annotation, cellular component: BLOC-1 complex. The coding region runs from base 118 to 744 and encodes 208 amino acids. Lineage: Eukaryota; Metazoa; Chordata; Lepidosauria; Squamata; Gekkonidae. The record is from RefSeq and is a predicted model, not a curated record. The transcript has 5 exons.